AUGUCAGGAGGGCUUCGUAAAAUAGUGAUUAGAGGCUUAAUCUCUGACAAAGGAACAUCACAAAGCUUGAAAGAUGACCUGGCUCUACAGAAGCUAUCUCUCCAAUUUUUAUGCUGCACACCAAUCAAUCCUGCCAAGCUAUGCGUGUUGUUACACACUGUCAUUGCUUAUUAUACACAGUUUAACAGGAAGUGGAUCGAUAAAGGGACAUCAGAGAUGUUUUAUAGUAUUUUCCAAUGUAUCGUUGAUAAAUUACAGACGUUAUCAAACAGUGGGACAAGUGUUGAGAGUAUUUCAGUAUACAGGUUUGUCAUAUACAGAGUACAAGCUUUGUUCAUUGAAUAUCUUGUCAGUAUGUCAGAUUUUGAGAAAGCAAGAGAAGUUGUUCAAAAUAUGACAUUAUCUUGUGGAACCACUCCACUGUAUGCUGUAUUAAUAGAUGUAUUGUCAUAUUCUGUCAUUGCCACAGAGGCUGUCAAAACCUCAAAACCGCUAGGUGUCAGCAGUGAAAGUAUUAGAGCUGUAAACAGUGACCUCACAAAGAUGAUACAGACUGAAUCUGUUGAAAAUUUGAAACUUGUGUUUCGAACGUUGGAGUGGUUCUUGCAACCGUUCUCCUCCAAGGUAUAUGAUAUCUUAGAUAUUGGUAUAGUAAAGGUUUUAUUAGACAGUUGUACAGUUGUACAUGCUACAUACGAGAAACUUGAUGCAGCAAAUGUUUGGGAUGAUGAAACAAAAGAUACAAAGAAGAAAUCAAAGGAGGUCAAGAAACAGAGUUGUGAUAUGAAGAAGGACAAGUUGUAUGAUAUGCCCACAAAAAAACAGGAUUAUGUUCAGGGAUGUUGUCAAGUGUACUACAAACAGUUAACAUUGCUCCAAAAAAUAGUAGAUGCUGACUCAGGAGUAGAGCUGUUUAAAGAAUGUGUUGACACAGCUCAAAAGUUCACAAAAUUUUUGGAUGACAACAUUACAUUGCUCACAGAAAAAUCACUUCACUCCAAGAGAUAUAAUAUAGGUUGUGUAUGUAAUAUGAUUGGGGCAGCAUGUAUGCAGGCAAAAUACUACAAUGAGGCGGCCUCUCUUUAUACUACAGUCAUAGAGCAGCUACAUACCUGCGAACAGCCAAACUUGAUUAAGAUGUUUGAGAAGUUGUUGGAGUGUUACAUGCUACAGGAGAAAUGGAUGGAAGCCAUUCAAACUAUAGUACAUGCGUUUACAGCUAUUGAUGAUGGUCUAAAAAAUAUAGCCAUUGUAUGGACAAGGUUGAGAAAAGAGGCGAGCUCAAAAGAUGCAAUAUUCCAGUCUAUGACAUUUAAUUCUGUAAUAAAAAGUUCUGGUGUUGACAUGAAAGGUGUCACCAGUAAACAGUUAUUGCUAGCAGAAUAUCAGGCUUGGAAACAACACUCAAGGAGACAGUUUGAUAUGGAGUAUCCAGUAUUUGUAGAACUAUUAGAAGACACAGAGCAAACACCCAGUGAGAAAGCUGAAGCCAUGGUAGCCCUAGCAUCCAACAUGUGUAUAACUGGUUACAAAUAUAAUAACAUGUCAGCUGGUGAACUUUUAAACAAGGCUAUAAUUGCUUUAGACAAAAAUCUUGCUGGAGUUGAGAGUACACUGGCCGUAGCCUGCUAUACAAAGUAUGCCAUCUUACAUGAGGAGGCAAUUGAGUAUAUGAAAAAUAAGUCUGGAGAUUUAGAAUAUUUUGGGACUGCUGACUUAUCAGCUAACUCGAGGUACACUCUUCAACAGGAACAGGAUAAUCUCCCUUUUCUUGUCCGUGCUAUUGAAAUGUGGGAAAAAAGUUUCUCGCCAAAAGCUCAAAAAUCUGUGAAAAAGGUGUGUAAGAAGGAAACAGUGAUUGAGGAGAAGUUGUUUGGCUUGGAUCAUCAUAUAGAUAAUCUAAUAUUGUGUGGAACCAGACUUAUAGCAAUGAAACAGCCUCAACUAGCAUUAAGAGCCCUCCAA
Ruditapes philippinarum (Manila clam) is the source of this 1965-nucleotide messenger RNA. RefSeq lists its product as uncharacterized. The record is from RefSeq and is a predicted model, not a curated record. Gene Ontology annotation, molecular function: protein binding. The transcript has 10 exons. The annotation marks the transcript as partial. Lineage: Eukaryota; Metazoa; Mollusca; Bivalvia; Venerida; Veneridae.